CGAUCAGUUAAGUUUCGUUAAAAACGUUUGUUUUGUAAACAAAAAAAAAAUAGUGAAAUUAUAAACGGAAAUUCUCAAAGAAUCUUGAACUUUCUCAUUGUUCUUUGUUUUUAAAUUAAACAAUAAAUUAUGGAAAAUUACGAGGCAAAUGAGGAAAAUGAAUUGAGUCGCACCGAAAAGAUUUUGAAAGGCUUCCAAAUAAAUUGGAUAAAGCUACAAAAUGCAGAUAAUGGAAGUAUUAUAUGGCAAGAAGCUAUAGAUUUUUCAGAUCCAACUCAAAUACAUGAAAUAACAUUGCCAACAAACACACUAGAAAUAAAAGCUGUACAAAGAAUAAUGAGUUUUUCAACAGUCGAGGAACUUAAGAAUUUUAGAGUAGUCCACACAGCAAAAUUUAAAGGAAAACUUUUGGAACAGUUGAGUUAUACCAUGGGUGCUUUCAAACCAGCAACAACAAAUACAAUCAUCAAUAUCAUAGAAUCAGCUCCAGAAUCACAAAUGAUGCCUGCAAAGGUACUUAAUGGUAAGGUUUGCAUUGAAACGGACUUUUAUGAUGAAAAUGAGAAAUUUGCUACGUCUACAAUAAAAUUAUUUUACUCUUAAAUUACAAAUUAUUUGUUCAACUUUAUUUUACAUACUUUUUAAUAAACAAAGAGCAAUAAGAC
Messenger RNA from Chironomus riparius, 665 nucleotides. NCBI's taxonomy places the organism in Eukaryota, Metazoa, Arthropoda, Insecta, Diptera, Chironomidae. The record is from the annotation of a GenBank genome assembly.